Euleptes europaea (tarantolino) is the source of this 645-nucleotide messenger RNA. RefSeq names its product receptor-transporting protein 3-like. The record is from RefSeq and is a predicted model, not a curated record. The transcript is spliced from 2 exons. Bases 1 to 645 code for a protein of 214 amino acids. Gene Ontology annotation, biological process: protein targeting to membrane; protein insertion into membrane; detection of chemical stimulus involved in sensory perception of bitter taste. Gene Ontology annotation, molecular function: olfactory receptor binding. NCBI's taxonomy places the organism in Eukaryota, Metazoa, Chordata, Lepidosauria, Squamata, Sphaerodactylidae.
AUGUAUAGAAGAGGGGGAUGUAACAAUUUGCAGAGUUGGAAGGAAAGGUUUGUUGAGCUGAUGAAGGAUCAUAAACCACAGGAUAAGUGGACUUUGGAUUUAUUUGAAGACCUCAGUGCCAGGCAUUUACAGUCUGGGUGGUACACGUAUGAUCAGAAGCAGCUUUUUGCCAGGUUUGAGUGUUCCAUUUGUUUGAGAGAGUGGAAAUCUAUCCAGGUGGUCAUUCGCUUCCACAUGCGCCUGGACAAGAGCAGGUGGGGUCAGAGCCAAGGCCAGGUGAAGGUGAGGAUAUUCAGCCAGAAAUGUCGCCGAUGUACGAAGGCCAAGUACGAGGAGCCUAUCUUCAGUGAGGAGGCUGUUCAGAAACUCCUCCACAACUUGUCUCUGAAGAUCCUGGAGAAAUGCUAUGGACAAUCCCAAAAAAGCUUUUACUUCUUGAAACCUGAUGUUGAGGAAAAUGUGGAGGGUCCACAUGACAGAGACAACUGUGAGGCAUGUAAGGAGGGGAUCUGCUUGGCAAGACUUGCUUCCACUGCUCAGCCUACACAGCAGGAGGAAUAUCAGAACAUCUUUGGUUUUCUCCUUCUUGUGUUGUUGUUGAUGUUUUUCUUUGCAUUCUUUGCAUUCUUCUUCCAAAAGAAGUAG